This is a messenger RNA of Monascus purpureus, 1584 nucleotides long. The record is from the annotation of a GenBank genome assembly. Lineage: Eukaryota; Fungi; Ascomycota; Eurotiomycetes; Eurotiales; Aspergillaceae.
AUGCAAAUCCAUUUCCAAUUGCAAAAGCCCGAGCCGCUGAUUGCGUUGGCUGCUGUGCUUCUAGCCCCGGUCGUGCUGCUGGUGGUCCUUGUCGCUCUGCUUAUAUUCGUCAGAGCCCUUCGCAUUGCCUAUCGCAGUAUUUGCGUUUAUCGGCGUGGUGGGAUUCGAGCUCCUCAGAUCCCGAAUAAUAUUGUUGAAACCUGCCGCUUUAUACUGUCGAUUCUCAAAGCACAGACUGCAAACCAGCUGGGCGCGUUCUUUAAUGGCCUCUUCGCCAAGUACGGCACAUCGGCAUCGCCGAAUUGCGUCGAGGUCGACCUGACGGGAGGUUUCCGCGCCAUCAUCACCCGCGAGCCUGAACAUAUCAAGACCGUCUUGACUGGGAAGUUCGCGGACUAUGGCAAGGGCAAACAUUUUCAUGACCUGUGGUCUCCGUUCUUGGGAGAUAGUAUCUUCACGACAGAUGGGAAGAAGUGGUCGAGUAGUCGGCAGCUCAUCCGGCCCAUGUUCAUCAAGGAUCGGAUUAGCGAUCUCCAUAUUUUUGAACGAAAGGUUCAGACUAUGAUGAGUCUGUUCCCGGAUUCUGGGGUGGAGUUUGAUCUGAUGGAUCUGUUUUAUCGGAUGACUAUCGAUGUCACAACGGAGUUCCUUCUGGGUCAGGGGAUCAAUAGUUUGGAGAAUCCGCAGAGUGACUUUGUUCAGGCGUUUGCGGAGGUGCAGCGUAUUCAAAUGCUAAUUACUGUGAUCGGUCCCGGAGAACACUUUUACCCUCGCGGCGCAUACAAACGGGGUAUCAAGAACAUCGACAACUUCGUCCUUCCCUUUGUGCACCGCGCCCUGUCCCUACCAGUAGAGGAGCUGGAGAAGCUCAGCAAGUCCGAGAAAUCCUUCACCUUCCUGCACGCGCUGGCUCGUUUCACGCGGGACCCCAAAGUGAUCCGCGACCAGGUACUUUCCGUACUUCUGGCAGGCCGCGACACGACAGCCGCAACGCUCUCAUGGGCCUUCUACGAACUCUCGCACUACCCCGAAAUCUACGCGAAACUGCGAGCCGAGGUGCUCGAAGCCGUCGGGCCCACAGCAGCACCUACAUACGAGAAGCUCAAGAACAUGCCCUACCUUCGACACACGAUCGACGAAACCCUCCGUCUGUACCCUGCUGUGCCGUACAACGUGCGCUUCGCUUUAUCGGACACUACUCUACCAGGCGGCGGACCACCGAACGGCGAUACGCCGAUCACCGUUCUCCGCGGCGACGCGGUGAUCUACUCGACGUACGCGAUGCAGCGACGCGCGGACCUGUACCCGGCCGUCUCGGAGAAGUUUGCAGAUCCCGCCGUCUUCUCGCCGGAGAGGUGGGAGCACUGGACUCCGAAAGUGUGGCAGUAUGUCCCGUUCAACGGGGGACCGCGCAUCUGCAUCGGGCAGAACUUUGCGCUGGCGGAGAUUGGAUAUACGCUCAUCCGCAUCUGUCAGAGGUACGAACGGAUCGAGUAUGCUGGGAAGUGGGAGGAGCAGUUUCAUAAGGCGGAAAUAGUGGGAUCACCGGGACAGGGGGUUCGAGUGAGGUUUUAUAAGGCUUGA